ACAGUUAUGUUUGGAUAAGAGAAAAAGAAGAAAGAUAAGACACAGAAACAAAUAUACAACACCACCAUUGAAGUAGAACAAGUAUCUAACCUAACCUUCAAUGGCUACUCUCCAACUCACUCACUCUUCCAAACCUUCCUUAACUUCCCUCUUCUCCCUUUCUCCACCCCAUUUUCCAUCUUCUUCUCAAUCUCCUUCUCGCUUCAUUCCUCCUAAAGCUUCCUCUUCUUCUUCUUCUUCUUCCCUCUGUCGUAGACAAUUCAUUGCCGAAACAGCUGCCGUUUCUCUGUCUUUGGCGGUGCCAUUUCUUGGAUCUGUACAACCGGCUAAGUCUGAAGAAUCGCUUUCCGAAUGGGAAAGAGUUUUCCUUCCCAUUGACCCUGGCGUUGUUCUUCUCGAUAUCUCUUUUGUGCCCGAUGAACCCAACCACGGUUUUCUUUUGGGGACUAGGCAAACACUUUUGGAGACGAAAGACGGGGGAAACACUUGGGCUCCACGCUCAAUUGCCUCAGCUGAAGAUGAAGAUUUCAAUUAUAGGUUUAAUGCUAUUAGCUUUAAAGGGAAAGAGGGAUGGAUUGUUGGGAAGCCUGCAAUACUGUUGCAUACUUCUGAUGCUGGAGACACUUGGGAAAGAAUACCACUUAGCGCCCAAUUACCUGGAGAUAUGGUGUACAUAAAGGCAACUGGUGAAAAGAGUGCAGAGAUGGUGACUGAUCAAGGUGCAAUAUAUGUUACAUCGAAUAAGGGCUAUAAUUGGAAGGCUGCCGUUCAGGAAACAGUUUCUGCUACUUUAAAUAGAACAGUUUCUAGUGGCAUUAGUGGGGCAAGUUAUUACACAGGAACUUUUAACACUGUUAACCGCUCACCAGAGGGAAAGUACGUUGCUGUAUCAAGCCGUGGUAACUUUUACUUGACUUGGGAACCUGGGCAGCCAUACUGGCAGCCACAUAACAGAUCAAUUGCAAGAAGAAUCCAAAACAUGGGUUGGAGAGCUGAUGGUGGUCUUUGGCUUCUUGUUCGUGGAGGAGGACUAUUUCUCAGCAAAGGUACAGGGUUAUCGGAGGAGUUUGAAGAAGUACCUGUGCAAAGCCGUGGUUUUGGCAUUUUGGAUGUUGGCUACCGUUCACAGGAGGAAGCUUGGGCAGCUGGGGGAAGUGGGGUACUAUUGAGAACCACCAAUGGUGGCAAGACAUGGAUACGGGACAAAGCAGCUGAUAACAUUGCUGCAAAUCUAUACUCAGUAAAGUUUCUGGAUGAAAAGAAAGGAUUUGUGCUGGGUAAUGAUGGAGUGUUGCUACGAUAUCUGGGAUAAAGUUGUAAUUAACACACGGUAAUAAUCUUUCCUUUUUAUAAAUUAAAGUACACCUUUCGGCUAUUUAUUUUUGUUCAUCAUAUCUAGUGUGGUGUCACCUUAUAUUUUAAUUAUGCACAACCAACAAUACUCUGUCUUCACUUGAUUGUGUUUAAGCUAAUCAAAUAAACCCCCCAAAACUUUAAUUAUAUUAACACUUGGCAAAAUCUGUGCAGGUUUGGAGUAAUGCUUGCAAUUUUGUAUGGUUGAAUUUUACCAAUUAUGAUUAUAUAUUGCUUGGUUCUUGGUUGUGUUGUGAAUCAAAAUAUGAUUAUGAGGCAAAAUCUCAUCUGUUUAAUAAUAAUAUAAUGUAAUUUCACUGUAAAGAAUAUCACUGCUACUUCACCAUAAUAUUGUUUAAAUAUAAUAUUGUUUUGGGACUGUUAACUUACCAAA
Molecule: messenger RNA, 1747 nt
Organism: Cannabis sativa
Lineage: Eukaryota; Viridiplantae; Streptophyta; Magnoliopsida; Rosales; Cannabaceae
Product: photosystem II stability/assembly factor HCF136, chloroplastic
Exons: 8
Coding region: 101-1312 (403 amino acids)
Molecular function (GO): protein binding
Source: RefSeq, a predicted model, not a curated record